Messenger RNA from Psylliodes chrysocephalus, 2376 nucleotides. The record is from the annotation of a GenBank genome assembly. NCBI's taxonomy places the organism in Eukaryota, Metazoa, Arthropoda, Insecta, Coleoptera, Chrysomelidae.
AUUGUAUGUGAUUUGGGAUCUCGUGAGUGGAAAUUUUAGAUUUUGAUCCGGCAACACUGGGUAUACAAAAUUUGACUUUGACAUUUCAUUUAAAAUCUAUUUUGGCACCUGCCAAAAUCAAAAAUACCAAUACGAAAUUCGUCAUUGAUCACACGUUCAACGAGUGCAAUAAUAAUGCUGAGGUCUGCGAUUUUAGCUGAAACCGUUUUAAAAAAUGGUCCAAAGGUUCUUGGUUCCGUACCAAAUCCUCGUUGGCAGCCUCAACAACAGCAAACUCGAAAUCUCAAUGUUCAUGAACACAUCAGUUACACAUUAUUGAAAAAUGCAGGAAUUCCUGUCCCUAAAUUUGGUGUUGCCAAAAAUAAAGAAGAAGCUAAAAAAAUUGCCCAAGACUUAAAAAUAAAAGAACUGGUAUUAAAAGCUCAAGUUUUAGCUGGUGGUAGAGGUAAAGGAAGCUUUAAAAAUGGACAUAAAGGUGGUGUCUGCAUGGUUUAUUCGCCUGAAGAAGCAGAACAAGUUGCUGGAAAAAUGCUGGGCCAAUACCUAGUCACCAAACAAACUGGAGAAAAAGGAAGAAUAUGUAAUGCUGUCAUGGUAGCAGAAAGAAAAUUUCCCAGGAAAGAAUUUUACUUUGCAGUAAUGAUGGAACGUGCCUUUAAUGGCCCUGUUAUAAUAGCGUCCUCCCAAGGUGGUGUGAAUAUUGAAGAGGUGGCUGCUGAGAAUCCUAGUGCUAUUUUAUAUGAGCCUAUUGAUAUUAUCAAAGGCUUGACAAAGGAACAAGCUGAAAAAAUAGCCUGUAAAGCUGGUUUAGAGGGCCAAAAAGACAGGACUGCAGAUAUGCUCUUGAAAAUGUAUGAUCUAUUCAUUAAAAAGGAUGCACUUUUAAUUGAAAUCAAUCCUUAUGCUGAAGAUGCAGGAGAAACGUACUUUUCCCUUGACGCUAAAUUUCGAUUCGACGAUAACGCUCAAUUCCGUCAAAAAGAACUUUUCGCUCUCCGAGAUUGGACCCAAGAAGACGAAAAAGAAGUGGCCGCCGCAAAAUUCGACUUAAAUUACAUCGCUCUCGAUGGUAAUAUUGGUUGUAUGGUUAACGGCGCGGGUUUGGCCAUGGCAACCAUGGACAUCAUUACCCUUCACGGUGGUAGUCCCGCUAACUUUUUGGACGUCGGCGGCGGUGCCACCGCGCAAGCCGUUAAAGAAGCCUUUAAAAUUAUUACUGCAGAUCCAAAGGUUCACGCUAUCCUCGUGAAUAUCUUUGGAGGUAUCAUGAGAUGCGACGUCAUCGCUGAGGGUAUCAUAGCCGCCGCCAAAGAACUUAGUUUAAAGAUGCCGAUCAUCUGCAGAUUACAAGGAACGAACGUAGAUGACGCAAAAGUAUUGAUCGCAUCAUCCGGACUGAAAAUUUUACCAGUAGACAAUUUGGACGAGGCUGCGAGACUGGCUGUAAAAUUAUCGAAUAUUGUCAGUUUGGCGAGAGAUGCAAAAUUAGAUAUUAAUUUCGAAAUGCCCUUGUAAAUGAUGCAAAUGCAAUUUUUUUAUUAGAAAUGUAAACUCGCACGAAUCGACGAUGUUCACCGCUAUUUCAGGUAUUCCACUAGCUUUCAAUGUAAAAUACAUAUAUACAAUUUUGAGCAGAUUACCAAUUAUUUAUUGUUACAUUGUAAAAAUAAUAAGAGUAUAAUUAUAAAUGUUUUCAAUUUUUAAAGAAAUCAAUUCUAAUAGAAAACUGCCAAGAUUGGAAGUAAAAAUAUCUUUGGGUGUUUUAAGUUGUCAUAUAAUCUUUAUUAUUAGAAUUUGUACCUGGUAAUUUUACCUGGGUUUUGAAAAAAAUAUAAUUUAUUUUUGUCAGCUAUUAAAAAACAAAUUAUGUGUCUUUAAAGGUUACAGGAAAGCAAGUUAUUUUUUUACAGGAGCUUUUUAUGUUCAAUAGCUUUAUCAAUUUCAACUAAUAAUAAACAGUAAUGUGUGAUAGUCAAUACUAAGAAUAUUUGUUGAAAUAAUGAAAUACCAGUUUGUUAUAAUUAUUAUUAUUAUAUGUAUAUAGUAAUUUUAAACUAGUUAAAUUGUAUAAUUAGUGUAAUAAUUUCAGAAAAACUGGUUAUUAUUAAAUUAUUAUGACCAUGUUUAAAAACCUAUUGAUUUGGCAGUAUCAUAUUAGCUAACAGAUUUUGUGAAAUGACAUUAAGAAACUACCCUACUACUACCUAUUGCAAAUGUCAAAAUCGUUAAAAUCUGCAAGAACAACAGAUUUUAUUUAUUAUAUUAUAUAUACACUCAGAAUUGCAUGGUAAUUUUUAAGAGUCUAUCUAUUUGUAUUAUCAAAACCAUUCUUAUUUAUUGAUUUAUUUCAUGAAAUAAAUUAUUUAAAAAAAUAUA